AUGACUUCAGUAAAAAAAUGGAUUGAGGAAAAGAUAAAGAAUGAAUAUUUUCGUUAUUUUGAAUAUGAGGAAUUUAGUCCUAUCAAUGAAAUUGGUAGAGGAAGUUUCGGUAAAGUGAUUAAAGCAAAUUUGGCUAAUACGGGAUUGGUCGCAUUAAAAAUUAUAAUUAGUAAAAAUUCAGAUGAACAUGAUGAGGUUAAUGAUGAGUUUAUCAAAGAGUUAAAGCUCCUUCGCGAGGUUGAUUAUCAUCCAAAAAUCAAUCGUUGUCUAGGAAUAACAAAAGAUUCUGAGAAUUAUAUUUUGGUGUUGGAAUAUGCAAAUGAAGGAAGUUUAAGAAAGUUUUUGGAAAAAAAUUUUACUUCUUUGAAAUGGAAUGAUAAAAUUCAAAUGGCAUUGGAUAUUACUAAUGGAUUAAAAUUACUUGACCUUGGACUAUCUAAAAAGUUGGCAGAAAUUACAACUAAUUCAGUGGGUAAUAGACAAGGAAUGAUUGAAUAUAUUGAACCACAAUGUUUUAAGAAUAUCAGGUAUAAAAAAGUCAAGAAGUCUGAUAUCUAUAGUUUAGGUGUUUUAUUAUGGGAAAUUUCAAGUGGGCGUCCUCCUUUUUCUGACUGUCCACGGGAUUUAAUUAAAGAUCACAUUAAAGAUGGUAAUAGAGAAGAACCAAUUGAAGGUACACCUACAGAGUAUCGAAAACUUUAUCAGGAAUGUUGGGAUGGUAAACCAGAAUCAAGACCAGAUAUUGAAAAAGUACAUGAAUUUUAA
This is a messenger RNA of Rhizophagus irregularis DAOM 181602=DAOM 197198, 765 nucleotides long. The record is from RefSeq and is a predicted model, not a curated record. NCBI's taxonomy places the organism in Eukaryota, Fungi, Glomeromycota, Glomeromycetes, Glomerales, Glomeraceae.